Apis dorsata (giant honeybee) is the source of this 1030-nucleotide messenger RNA. It is a transcript of the gene Swip-1, whose product is annotated as EF-hand domain-containing protein D2 homolog. The record is from RefSeq and is a predicted model, not a curated record. Gene Ontology annotation, molecular function: calcium ion binding. NCBI's taxonomy places the organism in Eukaryota, Metazoa, Arthropoda, Insecta, Hymenoptera, Apidae. The transcript is spliced from 4 exons. Bases 279 to 866 code for a protein of 195 amino acids.
CAGCCACGCAGUAGACCGUCAGUGCACGUUGGCUCAUCGCACCGGUUACGUUGUUUUCGUUCCAUUAGUUUUGAAUUUGACAGUUAACGUCGCAAUUUUCGAGUUACGACUUCACGUUUCUUUUUAGUAUUAUAUUCCGCGUGAAAUAUUGUCUUGCAACUUCAUUUUCUGCUCAUAUAUUUGUUCGAAUCGAGUAUUGAACAGAUCGAUUGGUCGUAUAUCGCAAAAUCGAUAUUGUAAAGGUUAAUAACAAGAAAUCGAAGGGUGAAACGAUCACAAUGCCGGCAGACGCGGAGCUCAGUAAUCUGCUUAGCAGGAGGCAAAGGAUCAACGACGAGCUUGAGGAAGGAAAAGAUGUGAAAAAGCAAUACAAAUUCGUGAACGUUUAUACCGAAUUCCACGAGUUAUCCCGUCGUGAGAUCAAGCAGUAUGAGCAGACCUUCAACAGAUUCGAUGAUGGUCAUGAUGGAUUUCUCGAUUUAUCCGAACUGAAACGUAUGAUGGAGGUUUUGGGAGCACCGCAGACCCAUCUCGGUUUGAAAGCGAUGAUACAGGAAGUAGACGAGGAUGGCGAUGGACGUAUUUCCUUCCGUGAGUUUCUAUUGAUCUAUCGUAAAGCACGAGCUGGUGAAUUAGAACAAGAUUCUGGAUUGGGCCAGCUUGCACGUCUUACAGAAGUCGAUGUGGAUGAAGUAGGAGUAACAGGAGCUAAACAUUUCUUUGAAGCUAAAAUCGAGCAACUACGGAAGGCGAGCAAGUUCGAAGAUGAGAUCCGCAUGGAACAGGAGGAACGAAAGCGAGAAGAGGAAGAGAAGGCAGAAAGACGAGCGCAAUUCAGACAGAAAGCAGCUCUAUUUGGCAAUUGAAAGUAAAAUAUGCGAAUCGAAAGUAUUGAGCUCAUUCUCUGUACUUUAGCAAAAUUACAAACGAACUUUUUUAAUUCGAUUCAGAAUUCGUACAGAAAUUGGCCCACCAAGAGAAUUACAUAGAUCAAAUAUAGUUUUACAAUAGCGUAAUGCUAAAAUCGAAC